AUGACGCAGUCCACGUGUCCGGGAGAUUUAAAAGUUUGGGAAGGGACCGCGGGCUCCGCAGCCUGGCGACUCCAGAGCGGGAGGGAAGCGAGCGACGCAGCGGGUGAGGCAGGGAAGGGCUCCGCGGCGCAGACUCGGGGCCAGCUGGGCCCCCCUUCGGCAGACACCAUGUUCAGGAGAGGCUCUUGCCAGCAGCAGCAGCCCCCCGUUCAGCACCACGCUGCCUCCCCCCGCGGCAGCCAGCCCAGCCUUAGGAACCAGCCGGGGCGCCACAGCAACGUGCCAGAAGCGUCCCUGUUAUUGCUCUUCCUGCUCCUCGCCUCCUGGACGUGCGCCUGCCAAGGUGUACCAGUGCCAUCUCAAGAACUACAGGCAGAACAAGACUUGCAGCUGUGGAAUGAAAUAGAUGAUGCAUGUUCUGCUUACCUGUCCAUCAUAGAUCCUCACCCUGAGACAUCCAGUGCACUGGAAGAACUUUGCUUUAUGGUCAUGGGAUUUCUACAGAAACCUCAGAGUUUAGAGGAAAAAGACAACACUAAAAGGUUCUUAUUUCAUUAUUCUAAGACUCAUGACUCAGGCAAUUCAGACAUCAUGUCGUCUGUCCUGCAUCCUUUGCUGCAACUUGUUCCCCAACUUCAUGAGAGAAGACUGAAGAGAUACAAAGCAGACGAGGAACUUCAAGGACCUGGAGGGAUUCAAAGCAGGGGCUACUUUUUGUUCAGGCCACGCAAUGGAAGGAGAUCAGCAGGUUUCCGCUGA
Molecule: messenger RNA, 759 nt
Organism: Terrapene triunguis (Three-toed box turtle)
Lineage: Eukaryota; Metazoa; Chordata; Testudines; Emydidae
Gene: NMU
Product: neuromedin U
Exons: 9
Coding region: 1-759 (252 amino acids)
Biological process (GO): regulation of smooth muscle contraction
Molecular function (GO): neuromedin U receptor binding
Source: RefSeq, a predicted model, not a curated record